Messenger RNA from Daucus carota subsp. sativus, 2772 nucleotides. Its product is annotated as receptor-like protein 7. Lineage: Eukaryota; Viridiplantae; Streptophyta; Magnoliopsida; Apiales; Apiaceae. Gene Ontology annotation, molecular function: protein binding. The record is from RefSeq and is a predicted model, not a curated record. Bases 1 to 2772 code for a protein of 923 amino acids. The transcript has a single exon.
AUGUGGAAAUUCACGUUGCUCGUUUUCUUGCAAUAUCAACUAGUUGCUGCAUCAGCAGUUAUACUUUUGAGUCCUGCCAUGCAGAAGUCUGCAGUGUUUCAGUUUAAGCUAAGCAUGGCAAUUAGUGCUCCUUCAAGUUGUAAUUAUGGGAUUUUUUCGCAUCCAAAGACGAUGAACUGGAGCAUGAGUACUGACUACUGCACAUGGGAGGGAGUUACCUGUGACGACAAGGCGAGAAAUGUAAUAGGCCUUGAUCUAAGUUGCAGUCAGCUGGUAGGAGCCAUACUUCCAAACAACACCCUUUUCCAGCUCUCUCAUCUCCAGUUCCUCGACCUUUCGUGGAAUGAUUUUUCCCUUUCCAACCAGUUCCCUCAAGAAUUCGGUUUCUUUGCUACAGGUUUGGAGCAUCUCAACCUCUCACAUACUAGAAUUCCGGGGAGAGUUCCCUCAGGAAUCUCUCAUUUGUAUAAACUGGUCUCACUUGAUCUCUCUAGGCUUUAUAAUAGUAAUCUUGAUGAUCAAGUGUUCAAAUUACUUCUGCAGAAUUUAACUCAGCUACAAGUAAUUAAUCUUGAGUGGGUUAACAUCUCCUCUGUUGUGCCCGUGAAUUUGUCCACUUCUCUUAGAGUUCUCAACCUCUACAAUGCUGGUUUAUACGGAGUAUUACCCCGAGAGGUUUUCCAUCUCCCUAACUUGGAAGUGCUAGAUUUGUCGUUGAAUAGCAACCUCACUGCUAUAUUACCUGAUACAAAAUGGGGAAGUAGCGGUAGCCUCCAAAACCUUCAUCUUUUAGACAUAAAUGUGUACGGAGGUAUACCUGAUUCAAUAGGCUUUCUCGGGUCAUUAGCCACCUUGAGUCUCGUAGCUUGUAAUUUGUCUGGGCCGAUACCAAGAUCCAUAGGAAACCUUAGCCAACUGACUGACUUGCAACUUGGGGGCAACAAUCUCAUCGGCCAAAUUCCAGAAGUUUUAGCAAACCAUACUAACCUUAGAAGUCUUGACCUCUCGUAUAACAGUCUCAGUGGUCCGGUCCCCUCUUGGUUGUUUAACCUAACAUCAUUAGAAAGCUUGGGUAUAAAUUAUAAUCGGCUCACAGGUGAACUACAUGAAUUUGAUUCCUCAAAGUUGGUGCUCAGAGUUUUUUCUUGUGGAAACAAUUUAUUGUUUGGAUCCAUUCCACAAUCAUUUUCUCAACUCGUGAACUUAACUCAACUAGACUUUUCGUCUAACAAUUUCAGUGGUGAUCUGGAUUUAGCAAUGUUUUCAGACCUUGUAGACCUCAAAUAUCUUGAUCUUUCUCACAACAGUCUAUCGGUGAGAAGUACAAGUAUGGCAACACUCCCUCCGAAGCUUUACUACUUGGGCUUGUCAUCUUGCAAGAUGAAAGAGUUUCCACAUAUCUCUGAAAAUGUAGAGUACUUCGUGUACUUAGAUUUAUCAAACAAUCAAAUCGAUGGGGAAAUUCCUCGUUGGAUUGGGACAACAGACUGGCUUCUAUUUCCCUAUGUUAAUCUUUCUCACAACCACCUAAUAGGUGGCCUUGAGCAUUUACCUUGGAAUACUAUUUGGCAUCUUGAUCUCCAGUCCAACAUGCUCAAUGGAUCAUUGCCCAGUCUGAUCUGUAAUUCUACCUCUCUUCGGAUUCUAAAUUUGUCUUAUAACAAGUUGAGUGGUGUGCUCCCCAUUUGUCAAACAAAUUUGACGAGGCUUACAGUGUUUGAUCUGCGGAUGAAUAACCUUCAGGGAAACAUUCCAGCAACCUUAUCAAAUUUCCGUUCUCUGAACACCAUAAAUUUGAAUGGAAACAAUUUAGAAGGAAGAAUUCCUUCUUCUUUUUCUGAAUUUGGUUCUUUAGAAGUUCUUGAUCUUGGAAGGAACCAAAUCAAUGAUACAUUCCCUCAGUGUUUGGAAGCUCUCCCAAAUCUCCAAGUUCUUGUUCUGAAAUCAAAUAAGUUUCAUGGUCAUAUAAACCAGAGUUCUAUGAUCAAACACCCGUUUCCUAGCUUGAGAAUCAUUGAUCUAUCGUACAAUGAGUUUUCAGGCCCACUGCCAACAAUGUACUUUGAAAACUUCGUGGCUAUGAUGAACGGAUCCGUGGAUGAAACUUAUCCCACAUACAUGGGUGAGUACUAUUACAAAGAUUCAACAGGUCUAGUGAUUAAAGGAGCAGAGAUUAAGUUGGAAAGAAUUUUAACUAUUUUUACAACUAUUGAUGUAUCAAGAAACAAUUUUACAGGGGAUAUAGUUGAAUCCAUUGGAAAUCUAGUGUCACUCAGAUUUCUUAAUAUUUCUCACAAUCAACUCACAGGCCACAUACCAUCCUCGAUUGGAAAAUUGUCAAAGCUGGAGUCACUAGACCUCUCACUCAACCAGCUUGAAGGAGAAAUUCCGCAACAACUCACUGGUAUAUAUACACUUGCACGUCUGAAUCUGUCCUGCAACCAACUUACAGGUCAUAUUCCACAAGGUUCUCAAUUCAAUACAUUUGAAAAUGAUAGCUAUGUUGGUAACUUGGGGCUGUGCGGAUAUCCCUUGUCCAAAAAAUGUGAAAAAUACCCUAGGACCCAAGGAGAAGAAGUAAAUGAGGAUGAUGAUUACUUUUUUAGCGGUUUUACUUGGGAAGCAGUGGUGAUUGGAUACGGCUGUGGAGUGGUGCCUGCAUUCAUCAUCGGAUACUUUAUGUUGCUUGCAGGAAAACCGAAAUGGUAUGCUGGAAUCAUUGCCAGUGAAUUGGGCCUCAAGAUCAGGAGGGUGGAGAUUAAAUGGCGAUAA